AUGCUCUCUCACGCCGACCUCCUGGAUGCUCGGCUCGGGAUGAAGGAUGCUGCAGAGUUACUCGGACACCGAGAGGCUCUCAAGUGCCGGCUGGGAGGUGGGGUGCCAGACCAGGGGCAUCCGGGAGACAUGGCCCCUGGUUCAGACUCAGUAGAAGGAACCACCCUCCUGCCGGGCGAAGACAUCGCCACUGUGGGAUCCAACUCUUCCGGCAUGUCGGUGAACGGGAAGGAGCAGGAGAAGCAGCAACAGCAGCCGCAGCAGAGCUCCGGUCAGUCCGCCAGCCAGCAGAAACAGAAGCGGCACCGGACGCGCUUCACCCCCGCGCAGCUCAACGAGCUGGAGCGCAGCUUCGCCAAAACGCACUACCCUGACAUCUUCAUGAGGGAGGAACUGGCACUGAGGAUUGGCCUCACUGAGUCCAGAGUUCAGGUUUGGUUCCAGAACAGACGCGCUAAGUGGAAGAAAAGGAAGAAGACCACCAAUGUUUUUCGCGCCCCGGGGACGUUGCUCCCAACACCGGGCCUGCCACAGUUCUCUGCCGCGGCCGCCAUGGAGAACAGCCUGUGCUCAUUCCACGCCAACGACUCUCGCUGGGCCACGGGGAUGCCGGGGGUCUCCCAGCUGCAGCUCCCGCCUGCCCUGGGUCGUCAGCCGGGCAUGGCGCAGUCUCUGUCACAGUGCAGCCUGGGUCCAGGCCCGCCACCAAACUCCAUGGGUCUCUCCAACGGCCUGUCAUCCAACGGCUCCGGUCUGCAGUCCCACCUCUACCAGACGCCUUUCCCCGGAAUGUCGGCCUCUCUCUCCGGCCCCACGAACGUAACGGGCUCCCCGCAGCUGUGUAGUUCCCCGGACAGUGACAUGUGGAGAGGGACAAGCAUCGCGUCACUGCGGCGCAAAGCGCUGGAGCACACAGUGUCCAUGAGUUUCACUUAGUGACC
This is a messenger RNA of Toxotes jaculatrix (banded archerfish), 941 nucleotides long. RefSeq names its product homeobox protein orthopedia B-like. Bases 1 to 936 code for a protein of 311 amino acids. The record is from RefSeq and is a predicted model, not a curated record. Gene Ontology annotation, molecular function: DNA-binding transcription factor activity, RNA polymerase II-specific; DNA binding. The transcript has 3 exons. Gene Ontology annotation, biological process: neuron differentiation; regulation of DNA-templated transcription. Lineage: Eukaryota; Metazoa; Chordata; Actinopteri; Toxotidae.